AGUCUCUUCUCUAUUCACUUUUGAGCCAAAAAAUCUCUCUUUCUCCUUUGUAUAAUCACAAAAGAGAAAAACAAAAAGCAUUGCAAAAAUGGCCUCUUAUUUCAAAGUUAUGCUUUUCUUAGCCUUUUUUGCUGCUUCAUGUUUUGCUCAAUCUCCAGUUCCUGCACCUAAAAUUUCUCCGGCAGCAACACCCACUCCGGUGACGGCUCCAGCAGUGUCUCCGCCGACAGCAACCCCAUCUCCGGCACCAACAACUUCACCAACUCCAUCACCAUCUGCUUCUACAACUUCUCCAUCACCAGCUCCGGCUGGUGGUCUCGCCGGUUCACCUCCCGCGCCUACUCCAGCCGGUGGACCCGGUGCUUCACCGGCGGAACAGCCCUCCGCCGACAACACANAAGCGUCGGAAUAA
Messenger RNA from Nicotiana attenuata, 412 nucleotides. Its product is annotated as classical arabinogalactan protein 2-like. Lineage: Eukaryota; Viridiplantae; Streptophyta; Magnoliopsida; Solanales; Solanaceae. The coding region runs from base 89 to 412 and encodes 107 amino acids. The record is from RefSeq and is a predicted model, not a curated record. The transcript has 2 exons.